AUGGAUUCUGACGCAACUAGUAGAUUCGUUCCAGAAUACCGUCGUACAACUUUCAAGAAUAAAGGAAGAUUCCAAAGUGAUGAAUUAAGAAGAAGAAGAGAAACUCAUCAAGUUGAUUUAAGAAAACAAAAGAGAGAAGAAGUUUUAUCAAAAAGAAGAAAUUUUAAUACCGAAACUCCAGCAAAUGAUUCCGAAGAUGAAGAAGAUUACGGCUUACAAGGUAAUGAUGAUUCUCAAUUUUACAGCAGUUUAUUACAAGAUUUACCUAAGAUGGUUGAAUUAAUCAAGUCCCCUGAUGUUGAUGAUCAAAUUAAUGCCACUGUAAAAUUCCGUCAAAUUUUAUCAAGAGAACACAAUCCACCAAUUAAUGCUGUUAUUCAAUGUGGUGUUAUUCCAACUUUAGUGGAAUUCAUGAAUAGAAAUCAUACUGAUAUGUUGCAAUUAGAAGCUGCAUGGGCUUUAACAAACAUUGCUUCAGGUAGUUCUGAACAAACUAAAGUUGUUGUUGAAUCUGGAGCUGUUCCAUUAUUUGUUGAAUUAUUAAGUUCUCAAAGUGUAGAAGUUAAAGAGCAAGCCAUCUGGGCUUUGGGUAACGUUGCGGGUGAUUCUACUCAUUAUAGAGAUUAUGUCUUAGGAUGCGGUGCUAUGGAACCUGUUUUAAGUUUAUUCAAUUCCACAAAAAUGUCACUUGUUAGAACUGCUACUUGGACUUUAUCAAAUUUGUGUAGAGGUAGAAAUCCUCAACCGGAUUGGUCAAUUGUUUCAUUUGCAAUCCCAACUUUAUCCAAAUUAAUCUAUUCAACUGAUACCGAAACUUUAAUUGAUGCUUGUUGGGCAGUAUCUUACUUAAGUGAUGGUACUACCGAGGCUAUCCAAGCAGUAGUUGAUGCUAGAAUUCCUUUAAGAUUAGUUGAAUUAUUGGGCCACGAUUCUACUUUAGUCCAAACUCCUGCUUUAAGAUCUAUUGGUAACAUAGUUACUGGUAACGAUUUACAAACUCAAGUUGUUAUUAAUGCUGGUGCUUUACAAGCAUUAAGUCCUUUAUUGAAUUCUCCUAAAGAAACUAUAAGAAAGGAAGCCUGUUGGACUAUUUCAAACAUCACUGCUGGUAAUACUGAACAAAUUCAAGCAGUUAUUGAUGCCAACUUAAUACCACAAGUUUUAAGAUUAUUAACUAGUGGUGAUUAUAAAACUAAAAAGGAAGCUUGUUGGGCUAUUUCGAAUGCUUCUUCAGGUGCUUUGACUAAACCAGAACAAAUCAGAUACUUAGUAAGCCAAGGCUGUAUCAAGCCUUUAUGUGAUUUAUUGGCUGUGGCUGAUCCAAAAAUUAUUGAAGUUACCUUGGAUUCUUUAGAGAAUAUCUUAAAGAUGGGAGAAAUGGAUAAAGAAGCAAAAGGAGCUCAAAUUAACGAAUACGCUUUAUACAUCGAAGAAGCUGGUGGUAUGGAAAAGAUUUUCGAAUGUCAAAGUAACGAAAAUGAAAAAAUUUACGAAAAAGCUUUCAGCAUCAUCGAGAAAUAUUUCUCCGAUGACGAUGAACAAGUCGAUGAUAGUAUGUUGGCUCCUCAAAAUUAUGGUGAAGCUUUUGGUUUCGGUAUGAACGAAACUCAACAACAAAAUUUCAACUUUUAA
Molecule: messenger RNA, 1632 nt
Organism: Yamadazyma jaroonii
Lineage: Eukaryota; Fungi; Ascomycota; Pichiomycetes; Serinales; Debaryomycetaceae
Source: the annotation of a GenBank genome assembly